Molecule: messenger RNA, 283 nt
Organism: Protopolystoma xenopodis
Lineage: Eukaryota; Metazoa; Platyhelminthes; Monogenea; Polystomatidea; Polystomatidae
Source: the annotation of a GenBank genome assembly
AACGCUAGAGAUUCAAAAGGAAAGCAUCACUCCUGGCGCAAACGUUGUGAUUGUGGACGAUCUUGUGGCCCUUGGAGGAACUUUAAUCGCUUCGGCCGAACUGAUAAAAGCAGCUGGAGGCAAUCCAAUAUGUGCGCUUUGUGUGAUUGAGCUAUUGGACUUGGGAGGGCGCAAGUGCCUUGAGGAAAUCAACGUACCUCUCCUUUCAUUGCUUCUAGGAUUUGCCAGAUGUCUUUGCUUCUAUUUUGAUGAUAUGUUGAUAAUCGGACAUGUAGAUGACUUC